AUGAUUGUAACUUUUUUACAUCAACUACGAUCAAUUCAUUUUUUAUCAUUGUAUUUUUUAACAACACUUUUGCUAUUCUAUUUUAUUAAAACAUCGACAGGUAUCAAUCCUUAUCAUUAUCAACAACAACAACAUAAUUCAUUGUUUGAUAAUAACAAUGAUAAUGAUGAAGUAAUGAAUCGUCAAAAUACCAAUAAUCAACAAUAUUUACAUUUACAAGAGCCAAAUUUUGUUGAUGAUGAUAAUAUUAAUGAUUUAACAGAACAACAAGAUGAUGAAGAUUAUCAUAAACGAAAUAAAUUUCCCAAUUUUCACGUUAGUCCAUUAUGGUUAUCAAGACGAACAAGGAAUCGAUUUUAUGGUAAACCAUUAUGGAUAUCACGUACAGGUUAA
This is a messenger RNA of Didymodactylos carnosus, 393 nucleotides long. The record is from the annotation of a GenBank genome assembly. Lineage: Eukaryota; Metazoa; Rotifera; Eurotatoria; Philodinida; Philodinidae.